Messenger RNA from Vigna unguiculata (cowpea), 7078 nucleotides. RefSeq lists its product as uncharacterized. The record is from RefSeq and is a predicted model, not a curated record. NCBI's taxonomy places the organism in Eukaryota, Viridiplantae, Streptophyta, Magnoliopsida, Fabales, Fabaceae. Gene Ontology annotation, molecular function: RNA-DNA hybrid ribonuclease activity; nucleic acid binding. Gene Ontology annotation, biological process: DNA integration.
AUGGAAGAUUGGGAGGAAGCUCAUGAAGCUGUGAAGGCCGACAUUAAUCAGUUGAAAGAUCAAGUGAGCCAGAUCCUAGAGGCCUUAAAGUCGCUGAAGGCUUCGGGAGAAGCCUCCUCUGCAAGGAUUGAGGAAAACAUUCACCCUCAGGUUCCACGAUAUGAAGUCCAGAACACUCAGGGCACGUCAAUCCCAUUCCCAAUGUACGGUCUGCCUCCGGGAUACACCCCACCCGUUGGGGAGUAUUCUGAGGCGGAGCAAACUUCCUUUUCUUUUCCUGGGACUAACAACACACUACCGAUCAAUACUCAAGGGUCGAUAUUAGCCUCGACGCCCCUGACAGGGGCAGGAAUGAAGGAGACAGUCACAUUCGCAGAACCAAGGGUGACUGUGGCACCAAAGUCUCCAAACAUAACUACUGACGAAGAUGCUUUGGCUAAGGUUAUACUGCACGCUACAGCCCAGGUAGUGUCCAUCGGUAUUGAUGGGGCUAAAAGUAAGCUUGAGAUUCUUGAAGAGAGGGUUCGAGCCAUUGAAGGUGGUGGAAGCUAUGGAUUCGGUGAUGUCGCGAGAUUAAGCUUGGUUCCCAGUGUGAUGAUACCACAUAAGUUCAAGGUCCCAGAAUUUGAAAAGUAUCAGGGUACCACGUGCCCCAAGAGCCAUCUCACAAUGUAUGGUAGAAAGAUGGCUGCUUAUGCCUAUGAUGACAAGUUGUUGAUACAUUGUUUCCAAGAUAGUUUGGCUGGUGUUACGCUGAAUUGGUAUACACACUUGGAGCCAUCUCGAAUUCAUUCCUGGAUGGAUUUAGCAGACGCCUUUGUGAAGCAGUAUAAGUACAACACGGAUAGCGCGCUAGAUAGAUUACAAUUGCAAAAUAUGGCCAAGAAGGAUACUGAGUCCUUCAAGGAAUAUGCACAACGGUGGAGAGAGUUGGCUGCUCAGGUUGAGCCACCACUACUUGAUAAGGAGAUGGUGGCGACGUUUGUAAACACACUACAAUCACCAUUUUAUGAGCACGUGUUGGGGAAUGUGUCUUCCAAUUUCGCUGAUAUCAUUAUUAUUGGUGAAAGGAUAGAAGUCGGGUUAAAAAGUGGAAAAAUUGCAUAUGGCCCGUUCGCGGCUGCAACUUCUAAGAAACCCGGUUUCCAUCCAGGAAAGAAGAAAGAAGUGGAAGCACACACAGCCUCAGUGAUGCCAAUGUGGGAAAGUCGGGCUCCUACUCAUAAUUAUCGACCUCACAUGAAUCAACCUCCUUAUGUGGCUAACGCAGUGUCUGUUCAUCAAACACAACCUCAGCAACAAGGGUUUUAUCAAGGGUCGAAUCUUUAUCAACCGCAGCAUCCCCCAAAUAAUGCUUGGAAAACUGAACCUAACUCAAAUUUCAGCCGAAAUGCGGGUCAAAACGCCAAUCUGAGGAGAAAUCAAGAGCGGAACUUUGUUCAGUUCACCCCCAUUCCGAUGACGUAUACGGAAUUGUUACCUUAUCUUCUCCAAAAACGCUUGGUGGCAAUUUGUCCGAUGAAACCUAUGCAACCUCCGUUCCCAAAGAAUUAUGAUCCAAAUGCUAAAUGUGAUUAUCAUGGAGGAGGAGUUGGACACUCUACAGAGAAGUGUGUAGCCCUUAAACACAAGGUGGAAGCUUUAAUCAACUCAGGGUGGGUAAAGUUUCACGAAGACAAACCUAAUGUCGAAGCGAAUCCUCUUUCUAGGCAUGGGAAUCCUUCGACAAAUGCCAUUGAGGGUAGGGAACACAAGCUAGUAAAGAAUGUGAGUGAAAUUCGGAGCUCCAAGCGAUUUAUUUUUGAGACAUUGCUGAAAUUGGGCCUGUUAAAAGGGGAAUAUAACUUGGGUGAGAAAUGUGAAUUUCAUCCAGAUGCUAAACAUUUUGCCGAUAAGUGCACCAAGUUCGAGAUUGUUUUACAAGAUCUGCUUGACAGAAACUUUGUGCAAGUAUAUCACGAGGGUAUGGAGGAGGAAGUAUUUGCACAGGAUGGCGGGAAACCAGAUGUGACUUUGCCAGAGCCAUUGGUGAUUCAUUUUACCAGAUCCCCCUUCACACCAACAAUUCAAGAAAGGCAACCUAUUACUAUCCAGGCACCCUCCUCUUUUCCUUACAAGAGUGAGAAAGCUGUCCCGUGGAAAUAUGGCGCACGUGUGUCGGGUGGGGAACAACGAACGGGAGGUCAACCUACCAGUGGUGAGUCGGUGGUUGAAAACAUAUCGGGCAUCGGUGGAAUGACUAGGAGUGGUCGAAUAUUCACGCCUCCGAUCUUGAUGAAAAAUGGAGCGGGGAGUAGUGAAUCGAUGAUGACCAAAAAUGCUAAAGAAUCCUUGAAGGGGAAGAUGAUACAAACUGAUGAAGGACUGAGAAAAGAUGACAAGAAAGAAAUAUCUAAUGAAGAGGCUAGUGAGUUUUUGAAGUUCAUACAACAGUGCGAGUAUAAAGUGGUUGAACAACUGAAUCGCAUGCCUGCCCGGAUCUCUCUUUUGGAUUUACUCAUGCAUUCGACCUCACAUAGAGAGCUACUCAUGAAGAUACUCAGUAGGGCACAUGUGGAGAAGAAUAUCUCUCUGGACAGUUUUGAGGGAAUUGUUAGCAACAUCACCGCUAACAAUUACCUCACUUUCACUGACGAGGAGAUACCUGUUGAAGGGAGAGGACACAACAAGGCCCUCCAUGUCUCUGUGAAAUGCUUGGGUCAUGUCAUAGCAUGAGUAUUAAUCGACAAUGGUUCUUCCUUGAACGUAAUGCCAAAAGAAACACUGGGAAAGCUUCCGUGUGAGGGUAUCCACAUGAAACCAAGCGCGAUGAUCGUGAGGGAUUUUGAUGGGAGUAAGAGAGAAGUGAUGGGAGAGGUAGAACUGCCAAUCCAAAUCGGGCCAUGUGUCUUUCAAGUAACCUUUCAAGUGAUGGAUAUCCUCCCAGCAUACAGUUGCUUGUUGGGUCGCCCUUGGAUUCACUCAGCAGGUGUGGUGCCUUCGACCUUGCACCAAAAGUUGAAAUAUGUCAUGGGCGAUAAACUAGUAAUAGUUUCAGGAGAGGAAGAUAUUUUGGUAAGUGGACCUUCGUCUUCUCGCUAUAUUAAAGCAGCAGAAGAAGCCCUCGAGACAGCAUUCCAGUCUUUGGAAAUUGUGGGCAAUGCUUAUGUGGAGCCAUAUCCAAUGAACCCACGCUUGUCUCGUGCCUCCCUUAUGACUGCCAAGGUCAUGCUGAAAGAGGGAUAUGAGUACAGAAAAGGGCUAGGCAAGGAUAAGCAAGGAUUGAUAUUUCCUCUGGAGCUCACUGAGAAAAGAAACAGAUACGGCCAGGAAUACAAGCCUACUCGAGAAGACAAAAGAAGGUUAGUUGAAGAAAGGAGAGAACGUGGUCUGGCCCGCAUGCAAGGAAAGGAGCGGGGGUUAGGAAAGAUCUGCAUUUGUGACAUUAAAGAGAGCUUUCGCAGUGCCGGGUGGAUCAACACUAGCCCGAUAGCAGCCGUCAACAAUGAAGAGGAACUUGGAGGCUCGAAUUUUGUGUGGCCGUGCGUUUCAGAUGCACCACUCAACAAUUGGGAGACUUUGGAUCUACCUGUGAUGUUUAAUUUGGUUAAAAUAUAUGACAAUGAAUGUUUUGAAAAUAACAAUGUCGAUAUCCCUAAUUUUGAGCGCCCUGUCGAUAAUAUGGAAGAUGAUUAUGAAGAUGAUCCGGAACCCUCCCCUGAACUAAUGAGGUUAGUGGAACAAGAAUCUAAGGAAAUAAAACCCCAUCAAGAGGAUGUUGAAACACUUAACCUAGGAGAGGAGGAUGAGAAGAAAGAAGUGAAGAUUGGCACUAGUAUGAAGAGAGAAGUGAAACAAGAAUUAUGUGCUUUACUAAAGGAAUUUAAGGAUGUGUUUGUGUCGUACAGUGACAUGCCUGGCUUAGAUACUGAUAUAGUGCAACAUAAGCUUCCACUCAAGCCGGAAUGUCCUCCAGUUAGACAAAAGCUAAGGAGAAUGAAACCAGAAAUGUCAUUAAAGAUUAAAGAAGAAGUGCAAAAGCAAUUUGAUGCUGGAUUUCUAGCUGUGGCAAAAUACCCUCAAUGGGUGGCAAAUAUUGUACCAGUGCCUAAGAAGGAUGGCAAAGUUCGGAUGUGCGUUGACUAUCGAGAUUUGAACCGUGCGAGUCCAAAGGACAAUUUCCCAUUGCCUCACAUCGACACAUUAGUGGACAAUACAGCCAGAUUCUCACUAUUUUCAUUUAUGGACGGCUUCUCGGGAUAUAAUCAGAUCAAAAUGGCACCUGAAGAUAUGGAAAAGACAACAUUUAUCACAUUGUGGGGGACAUUUUGCUAUAAGGUGAUGUCUUUCGGACUCAAGAAUGCCGGAGCAACCUAUCAAAGGGCCAUGGUGGCGCUUUUUCAUGAUAUGAUGCACAAAGAAAUCGAGGUCUACGUAGAUGAUAUGAUCGCCAAGUCUGAGUCAGAAGCAGAGCACAUCCUCAACCUGAAGAAAUUGUUCGAGAGAUUGAGGAAGUUUAAGCUUAAACUAAACCCGGCUAAAUGCACAUUCGGUGUGAAAUCCGGAAAGUUGCUAGGUUUCAUUGUCAGUCAAAAGGGGAUUGAGGUUGAUCCUGACAAGAGGCGCGCGAUAGUCGAAAUGCCUACUCCUAAUACGGAGAAGGAGGUGCGAGGUUUCUUGGGCAGACUGAACUACAUUGCUAGGUUCAUCUCCCAGUUGACUUCCACCUGUGAACCAAUAUUCAAGCUAUUACGUAAAAAUCAGGCUGUCAAGUGGAAUGAAGACUGUCAGGCUGCUUUCGACAAAAUUAAACAAUAUCUUCAAGAUCCUCCAGUCUUAUGCCCACCUAAACCUGGGAAGCCACUGAUUCUGUAUUUGACCGUUUUGGACGAAUCAAUGGGCUGUGUGUUAGGUCAGCAUGAUGAAACUGGAAGAAGGGAGCAUGCCAUAUACUACCUGAGCAAGAAGUUCACGGAAUGCGAACGACGAUACUCGUUUUUAGAGCGAACUUGUUGCGCAUUGGCAUGGGCUGCCCAUCGUCUAAGACAAUAUAUGUUGAGUCACUCUACCUGGUUGAUAUCCAAGAUGGACCCCAUUAAGUAUAUUUUUGAAAAACCCGCUUUGACUGGAAGGAUAGCCCGGUGGCAGAUGCUAUUGUCAGAAUACGACAUUAUAUAUGUCACACAGAAAUCUAUCAAUGGUAGUGCUCUGGCUGAAUAUCUGGCUCAACAACCCAUUAACGAUUACCAGUCAAUGCAGCCUGAAUUCCCCGAUGAAGACAUCAUGGCCUUGUUCGAAGGUGAUCAAGAAGAGCAAAAUGGAAAGACAUGGACGUUAUUAUUCGAUGGAGCUUCUAACGUCAUGGGACAUGGUAUAGGGGCAAUACUGAUAUCUCCAGGGAAUCAGUACAUUCCAAUGACCGCAAGGUUGUGUUUUAAUUGCACGAACAAUAUUGCUGAAUAUGAAGCUUGCGCUAUGGGCAUCCAAGCCGCGAUUGAAUCGAAGGCGAAAAUUUUGAAUGUGUAUGGAGAUUCGGCAUUGGUCAUCCAUCAAUUAAAAGGGGAAUGGGAGACUAGGGAUCCGAAGUUGAUUUCGUACAGAGCUUAUAUCAUGAGGUUGGUGGAGUAUUUUGAUUCCAUUGAAUUUCAACACAUUCCGCGAGAAGAUAACCAGUUGGCAGAUGCCUUAGCUACUUUGUCGUCAAUGUUCGAAGUUAACCAAGAUGGGGUAUUGCCAAUGAUCCAUGAAGAGCCAGCAUAUUGUCACUUCAUUGAAGAAGAAUCAGACGGUAAGCCUUGGUAUUUUGAUAUCAAACGCUACUUAAAAACCAGGGAAUACCCUGAAGAAGCAUCUGAGAAUGAUAAAAGGACACUAAGAAGGUUGGCUGCAAGUUUUAUCUUAAGUGGGGAUGUGUUGUACAAGAGAAAUCAUGACAUGGUUCUCCUUCGAUGUGUGGAUGCAAAAGAGGCCGAGUCAAUAUUGGAGGAAGUUCAUGGAGGUACCUUCGGCACACACAUGAAUGGGCACUCAAUGGCCAGGAAGAUCUUGAGGGUUGGUUACUUUUGGUUGACCAUGGAGAGUGACUGUUGCAUGCACGUGAGGAAGUGUGAGAAAUGUCAGAAGUAUGCAGAUAAUAUUAAUAUGGCGCCCACUACUUUAAAUGUAAUGUCUGCACCAUGGCCGUUUUCAAUGUGGGGGAUAGAUGUUAUUGGAGCCAUAGAGCCAAAAGCCUCGAACGGACAUCGCUUCAUACUGGUUGCAAUUGAUUACUUCACUAAAUGGGUAGAAGCUGCUUCUUACGCCAAUGUGACAAGAAAAAUUGUGACUAAGUUCAUAAAAAGAGAGCUAAUUUGCAGAUACGGAUUGCCCAACAAGAUAAUCACCGAUAACGCCACCAACCUGAACAACCAAAUGAUGACUGAGUUGUGUGAAGGGUUUAAAAUCCAACAUCAUAAUUCUUCUCCCUAUCGUCCAAAGAUGAAUGGGGCAGUCGAGGCUGCUAAUAAGAACAUCAAGAAAAUUGUACAGAAAAUGGUGGUUACGUAUAAAGAUUGGCACGAGAUGCUUCCUUUCGCUUUGCAUGGGUAUCGUACUUCAGUACGUACAUCGACUGGGGCAACGCCUUUCUCUCUAGUAUACGGGAUGGAGGCAGUGCUACCUUUCGAAGUAGAAAUUCCAUCCUUACGAGUGUUAAUGGAGACCCAAUUGGAAGAGGCCGAAUGGAUUCAAGCUCGGUUUGACCAGCUCAACCUCAUUGAGGAGAAGAGGCUAACGUCAGUGUGUCACGGACAGUUGUACCAAAGAAGGAUGAAAAAAGCGUUCGACAAGAGGGUGCGCCCUAGAGAGUUCCACGAAGGCGAGCUAGUCUUGACAAAGAUCUUGCCUAUACAGAAGGAUCACAGGGGCAAGUGGACUCCAAAUUAUGAAGGCCCGUAUGUGGUGAAGAAAGCAUUUUCUGGUGGGGCACUAAUUCUCACAAGGAUGGAUGGGGAGGAAUUACCGUUACCGGUCAAUUCUGACGCGGUCAAAAAAUUUUAUACAUGAUGAUUCCUUGAUAGGAUACGCUACUAGGGGAUACCGACAUUGUAUCCAAAUUUUG